Daphnia pulicaria is the source of this 4342-nucleotide messenger RNA. RefSeq lists its product as uncharacterized. Gene Ontology annotation, molecular function: transmembrane receptor protein tyrosine kinase adaptor activity; fibroblast growth factor receptor binding. The coding region runs from base 225 to 4094 and encodes 1289 amino acids. Gene Ontology annotation, cellular component: cytosol. The transcript is spliced from 20 exons. The record is from RefSeq and is a predicted model, not a curated record. Lineage: Eukaryota; Metazoa; Arthropoda; Branchiopoda; Diplostraca; Daphniidae.
AUGGUUGAAUAGUUGCUUUUGAACCGCCGUUGUGGAAAGGUCGUUGUAUUUUCGUCGUGCUCUCAGUAGUGUUGUUGUUUUUCCACAUCUUCUGUUUGUCUUGUUUGUUCAAGGAAAUUUAACAAUUGUCAAUGUUUCCAUUCGCGUGCUGGUUGGGGUUGUUUUCACCUCUAGUCAGGGGCUAAUUGAUUUUCGAUUUAGCAGUAAUUCUGUGAGAGCAACAGAUGCUCGAUAACGUGCUUCUUGGUUUGGAUCAACAAAACAGGAAUAAGCAUUCCACCAUGGCUGCUACAUUUGAUAACCCUUCGUACUUCACCAUAUCGGGUCAGUCACCAGUCCCGACGGCCACAACGCCUACCGACAUAGUCGAGUCGAUUGGAGCCAAACCAAAACGGUUUAAGAGUUGGUUCAAACUCCCCAAAAGACCUUUUCGGUCUAAAGUUGCUUUAGAUCAACCCGAAAAUACCGACAGAUGCUCAGGGAAUUCUCCACCACCGGCUUCUCCUGAACCCGAACCUCAGAGCAAUCUCAACGAUUUCGCUCACAGUGAAGUGGUCUAUUAUAAUUUUUGCUCGGCGACACAACAAGAUCCGGCUCCGUCAUCCACGGAAGUCAACAAUGACGAUGACGUAUUUAGUGACACUUCUACCAUCCGCGGAGUCGGAUCAACUCGUACUCUCAGUCGGCGGAGGCAUUCGUUAGGCUCGUGGUUUCGAUCCUCGUUGGCCGCCGUUCGCAAACACAACACGGGUGCGUCCACUGCUUCCGGACUGGAAUCUCACGAUACAGCUACUGAAACAAAUGAACGGCCGUCAACUUCAUCUGAACGUGCGUUACUGGCCCGAAACGUGUCGACGUCAGUCAAUUGCGUCUCUACCGCGUCUGCUCGUGAUAUUCGGACACCAGAGCGAGGACGGUCAGCUGAAGGUAAAACGGGCAAACGUCGGAUGCCUGUGGCGGUCAAAAGUCACGUCGAAUUACGGGCACGUGCCCGCUACGCACGUCAGGAGAAAUCAGUGUGUGAUACCAAAGCCGUUUCAACGUCAAGGAUGUCGAGGGCAGUUCAAUCUCCGCACCACCGACAACACCAAACGGCCAGUCUCGAUCGGAGAUACACAAAGAGCACCGAAGUUUUGGCUUCAAAGCCGGAAGAAGUCACGUCAACAAGCCAACAACCUUCAGUUCCGGCCGCGGAAUGUCCCGAGCAGUUGGAAGAGGAGGAUUCGUUCCAGAGAGAGGAGUCGUGUCCUACACGCAGGAGGAGCAUUUCUUCGUCGACAAGUCGUCAGCGAUUUGUCGUCCAGCGUAGCCGCACGAUCGAAGAUCGACAUCGAACGAGUUGCUGCGGGAGAAUGGCCGCCGCUGCUGCAUCGUCGACAUCGUCUCGCGGAGAACGUCGUCGCGCCUCAUUCGACGCCGCCAGUCCGUCGUCUCAUACUAGGCGCCGAUGUCAGCGAUGUCGCGACAAAGCUGAGCCGACCGGAGCCGAAAAAGUCGAUGUUGUCAUCAUCUUCAGCAAAAAUUGCGUUGUGUCCUAUCAAUGGAUCGCUUACCUAACCGGAAUUCUCGGUAAAAUUUUCAGCUCUAGCGACCGACCUCCGACACGAGUGACGUCACGCGAUGUGGAGAGCCUGGUGGAUAGCACUAGCAGCAACAUAUCGACAUCGGGCCGCCACAAGCCGCCACCAAUUCCACCCGUACACGGAAUGCAGAAAUGCGACUAUCAAAAUGUGGCGGCAACGGAACAGUUGGACGUAGAAAGAGGCGCUCGUCAACACGCCGUACGCAAGACUGUUGCCACCGCUUCGCUCCAAAUUGUUCUCUUAUCAAAGGCGCUCCUCAAUCACGUUGGCUUGCAUGCCAAUGAUCCAUUGGGUACCCUUUUGCAUCCCAAACGCGUCCUCGGACUCAUGCUCGGCGUUGAUGAAUUUAAAGAUAUUGUUCCGCUUCAUCGAUCAGCUCUGUGUUCCUUUGAUUUUUGGCCCAAAAUCGUUAUGCGAGAUCAAGACAUGAAAUCUGUCAAUGAAUUCGGAGAACGGGCCCAAAGUAUUCUCGGCCGAUCUCAGCCCGUCGCCCUUAUUGAAGCUAAUCUCCAACCAGCCCGUUUCAAAAUCGCACCCAAGAAAUUGCGAUCGGGUGAAGAACGGGUGACAUUGAUUCUGAUGGAAACCACAGAAAAUAUCAAGCAUAUGGCAACCGUUCAAGUCGGAGUCGAUUUGAACAAUCAGUUGAACAAGUCCGUCCACAUCGAGAGACUUUGCUGGGUCAAUCCCUAUGUUAUUACCUUCAAUGUUCCCAAAAAAUUUCUCGAGCUUGAUGUUGUGGUUAAAGUUCAAUUAAAAGUGGGCAAUCAUUCUUGGGGCGUUCGCGACUUGAAAUGUCAAAGCAAAUUGGGCGAAAUUGGCGUUUUGCUAUCAAAAUGCCAGCUUAUGGGAUCCCCCGCUGAAGUAAUGUGCCAGGCUUUAAAGAUUAGCCCAGUCGACACGGAAAAACUGGAUCAAGUGUUGACUCGUAGCCUUGACAAAGCUAAAAUAUCUCUGUCGGCUUUUGGUCUCGAACAAACGGAAGAUGAACUCAGAGAUGAAGAAUAUCCUACUCUGUUGCAUUUUGCCGCACGUUGCGGCCUCAAGAAUUUGACUUGGGCCUUGUUGGAGUGUGUUGGUGCCGUUCAGGCCAUAUAUGUCCGUAAUUGCAAUGGCUUAACUGCUCUUGAAUUGGCUGAGGAAAACGGCCAUAAUGGCGUCAUCAACUGCUUGCAGAGCUUUAUACAAAUAUUGGAUGCAGCCAAUAGUCAGCCACAGACGGGGCCACAGAGUGAUGACUACGUACAAAUGAAUAAAUCCACUACAGUUGAAACUGAGAUAAAUGACUACGACUUCGUGCCCAAACCCAAACUUGUCAACUCCGCUACCCAUGAUGUUGAAACAAAGCAAAAAUGCCAAGGGGAACAGGAGAUAAUCCGUGGUGCUGUUGGUGGAUCUGGGCCUGAUGAAGAAAAAAGUCCGGAGAAAAUUCACAAUACAACAAAAACCGGACUGACAAAAGAAGACCAACUAAGAAUGCAAAAACGAGAUAAUAAUAUAAAUCCAGCUCUUCAGAAAAUGCCUGGCCAGUCACCUGAAAAUGAAGAAACGAUUCCUGAAGUCAUUCUUACUUCGGGAUCUCCUUUCACAGUUAUACCGUCUCGUGCGUCAAGUAGGCUAUCUAGUUGGUCAUCGUCGGAUCGUUCUAGUGUCGCCAGUCACUUGAGUCACGACAGUGGAACUCAUUUCGAAUCAUCAGAAGAAAGAAAAGUUCUGGGAAAUAUCCGUAAUGACUAUGACGUUCCUCCAGCAAUUGUGAUCCCGCAUUUUGCGAUGUCGAAUUAUGUUGUUCCACCACCUCCCAGACCAAUAGAUGGAAGAGAAGAUGACGAUUAUAUUCCUAUUCUUACUGGAAUCCGAUUCAACAGGGAUUUGUCCCCUAGAUCGUCGCCCCGUCCCCCUACCAUAUUUCGGUAUCCAUUUGAAGCGAUUGAACUUAAUCCGCCAGCUAGUCAGGCGGUUUUGGGUGAAGAUCUUGGGUUAAUAAUACCGAACGGAGAACCCGAGUUUAUGGAACAGGCCCCUAUACUAUUGCCCUCGUAUUCACAAAACGACCCUAGUCGCGUUGAAGGGGAAGAACCGGUUUAUAUGACGAUGACUCCAAGGUGUGGCCGGAGGAAAGGCCAUUUAGAAGCGGCCACUUGCGAAGGAAAUUCGGUGUCUAUUAGCAAUGUAAUAGAGGAGGAUGAUUACAUCGCAACGGCAGAAUUGAACAUGCCUACCGCCUAUUUGGCUAGCACAACUCCUCGACUCACAAGGGGAGGGGCGAUAAGACAGCGGGAAACGCUUAGAGUUUCAAAAAAUUUGUCUAAUUCGGAGAACCAGCUUUUGGCAAGCAAUCUGGAUGCUCCAUUAUCUGAUUGGCACUCGUAUCCCCUUUUGGACAUAAAUACCCCUAUACCUGCACCACGGUGUAUCGGUGUAAAUUGUGCUGUUCCAAAAGUUCCACCUCGAAAAAUAUCGACACCUAGUCCGUGUCGUAGCCCAAAGUCCAGCAAACACAAGAUCUAAACAAUGUAUAUUUCAGUUUACCCAUUUUCUGUUUGGCCAGAAUCUUCAUGAGACAGUUUCCUUGUUUUCUCACUCAUUUUUGUUGAAAUAACAGUUGAUAAAAUGUAUUUUCAUUCACGACUUUAGUUACUUUGGUAUCCAUGAACUGAAUUCUUAUUUAUCUAGUCUCCCAAUGGAUACAGCUAAAUUGGUAUCUGAAGAAAAGUAAUUUGUCCCAUUUUCGUAAUAUACGCAAUACUUCGAAGAAA